AAAACUGUCAAACGCCGUUAGAUGCACGAUAGCGUUCCAAGGCACAUACGUAUGCAUCCAAGCCCUUUACAUGCCCAUGAAUAUGUAUUUAAACACAGAGGUCAAAACCUCGGUAAAUAUGGCUCGCACCAUGGCCGCAUAUUAAUAUGUCCCGUUUUGUUCGAAGCAGCAGAGCCCGAAAAGUUGACAUGUUUUCUCGUUCCUUAAGGUUCAAGCGCUCGUUGAGCUUCUAUCUGCGAGGAGUUUUUUACAACAGAAUUUUGUUUUAUUCCAGGAUACAUGACCAACAACAGCACCUCACGCAAGGACGUACAUUGUCGUGCCCCGAUACCAAUGCAGCCAGCCAGGUGCCCGGGGCGAAAUUACCAGCGAACGAAUGCGGAUGAGGACAUUUAAAGACAUUCCGUCUGAGGGGCGAAAUAAGAAGAGGCCUGGGGCAAUGCCCAGCUUGAAUCCAGGAGGUUCGUUCCUUCAGGUGCUGCGGGAUGCAUGGAUGCCGGAACAUCCAAAAGGAGCGAGGAUCCUCACGCGAGAGUAGCUGGUUCGUGAUCACCUACUGCUGCUGCUGCCGCUGCUUCUGCUUAGCGCCUAGAGCCAAACUAAGUCUUUUACUUAGUACUCAUGAGCGAUUGUACAACAGCAGCAGAUUUCGAGGCUUUUGCAGAUAACGAUGUGCUCACUCUGGGUGGACAAAAUGCAACCUUAAAAGCGGAACAGAAUAUAUUCAGAGAUCCAGAGAAGCGAUGGACGGGGAGGGAGCGAGCGAGCGAGCGAGGGCAGGCGGGCGGGCGGGCGGGCGGGCAGUACUACCGUAGGGGAGGUGCUUAAUUACCGAAACAAACCUAGCUGUCCUGAUUCAUGGAGUCUCAGAGAAUGGUGCCAUCGUCGGCCAUAGUACGAAUGCUAGUAGAGUCUAGCUAGGCGGCCCGCGCUUCGAUAAAAACAUACUGUCAUCGAUGACUGGCCACGGUCGUCUUGCUUCUCAACUCUCGUCCUUUUAUUCGCACUUUGAGUUGGUCUGUUUGUUCACCUAUCACUACCAGUUUUUUCUCGGGGCCAGUUUGCUCAUCAGAUCCGGUUUGUAUUUAAGUCAAAGACAGGGAAAAUAUGAGCAAGCAUUUCGGGAGAAUAUGUACUGUUGGCUGCCUUGCCUUGCUAUGAAGGUGGACGUUCGGAUGGUACUCGGCCUGAGCCUUGAGGUCGAAGGGCUAAUUUGUAGGUCCAUGCGAGACACAUGGUCAAGGAGUGUGUGAAAGUCAAGAGGGAAUAAAAGCGUUACAAUGAUCAUUUCGGUAUUUGCCCCACUAACUCUCGAGGACGCGUUCGUUCGAUUUCUUUCUACAAAAAGCCCCCGAGCUUGGCCUUUUGCUACCAUUUCUUUCCAUAAGCAGCGGGCUCGGCUGGGCCUGUCGUGUGUAGAGUUCAUAGGUUCAAAUGAUCAAAGGAAACCAUCGAAUGAUUUCGCGGGGUCGAUAAUUUGUUUCUCGGCUCCAGCGACCCCGAGACCGGACAUGACAAUUCUGCUAACGACCACGAGAGACACUGCAACUGCUGCAUGAACAGUCGAUCGGAUUGUAGAACUCGCACUCACUAGAUAAGCCUCCACUGCGGGGAAGGAACUAGUGAGGUGCUUGAGCCGGUUCCGUUAGAUGCAGACCGAUCCUUCUUGGGAGCUUCAGGGCGAAGGGAUAGCUGCUAUUGCUGCGGCUGUUGCUUACUUCAUCCUUCGAUGCAUCGAGAGUGUCAGUAUCUGCUCCAGUGAUGUGUGUGACAGUAUGCUCUCGAAACAGAUUUGGUAUCUCUGUGAUAAGUCCCAGGACGAAACCCCCGCUCCCGGGGUCAGGCUCUUCUGCCAAAGCGGGGAAUUGUGUUCAUCAUCGGCAACCACCCAGGCUUACGGUCAACAAUCUGCUGCUGCUGCUGCGCAUGCUGAAGUAAGCCGAAGGGGCUCGGGAAGCUCGGGUAGCGUUGUGAUAGUAUGCUGUCCGGCGCACUUGGAUUCCAAGAGCUGUGAAGGACGAGGGACAUUUUACCACUGGCACCUAAACUCACUGUCAGCAUCUGGUGAACUAGAUAGAUAGUGAGUUGUGUGAAGAUGUCAUCGAUGCAGGCUUGGUACUUGACGAGAUUCAGGACAAUGGGACGGCUAGCUCACGCAACUUCCCUACACCCACUGCCAAUUUCCGUUUCUGAAGUAGGUGGUGAGUUCUGAAGUAUGCCACAAUCAUACUUGCAAGUGCUCGUGUAGAUCAUGGAGAUCGUGUACGUCAUCUUCUUAGAUCCGCUGUCAGUAUUCCAUGAGCCGGGUAGUAACCACUGGUAAAAUGCCCUGCCUGCCCCCCGUCUCCGGGUAUCACCGACCCUGGGGUCCCCAGGCCCCCUCCCUCGAUUCGUACUCUCUGGGGUCGUGAAUAAGGAAUGGAUGAAUUUUCAUACGCGACACCGGAAGCGCAACUGCAUCCUUCAUGGCUUCAGAUGUUCUGGAUCUCUUGCGAAGCUGAUCCGAUCACUGUAUCUCGUUUAAACAAUGAUCGGCUGCAAUCUGCAGCCACUUAAUUCGCCCAUGCUACUGAUACGAUAAAACCGAUCGAAGUAGACCCAGUGGCCAUGGGGUUUCAAGCGAGGCAAGCGAGUUUUUUAAGAUUUACUGGCAGGAUGUAACCUCCACUUUACGCGAAUAUAGGAGCAGUUUCCAGAAUUUGGUCUGGUUUCGGUUUCGAGGGGAUUCGUGGAGUUUGGUCUCCACCACCGACCGUAUUCAGAAGAAAAGGCUGCAUGAUAACAAUUACUCUUUACUGCUGCAACGUCACGAGUUCGUUGUGGGAUCUAUCUCUCGCGUCGGAUCAGGCUCGGUUUUAUUUCCAAAUGAAUCCAAACUGCUACAGAUUUUACAGUUCAGAGUUCUAUUAAGUACAAAUAUAGACACCAAAUCAUAGCCUCUCGAGUGCUCAUACACAUCAUCUGAACUCGCAAGCCAUUCGUACGAUGGGAAGACGAACCCGGUCCAUGGGACUCGAUGCCAGGAGCAGCAGCACCAGCAGUCAGUUAUAUUUACAUAUGCAUGUAAGGCGAGGAGUGAAUCUGGCUGCUGAUUGUGAGCUGAUGAUUUGCUUCUAACUACAUUGCACCGAAUCGCAUGCAGCUAGUGGGUUAUACACAUAAGCCACUUGCAGGUUGGCUGCAGUGAUAAUGUUGGCAAGUGGGAGGACUCGAUCUCUCAGUAAUCGAGCUUUUGUAGCCGCUUUACUGCAGAACGGAGUAUAUUCCCGUCUGCGUUGCCCUUGAGACUCCGAUACCGUGGGGGUAUGAGGCCGCAUUGCGACCCGAGGAACGUAAAGUAUUUUGUGGUGCACCGGGUGGAAUUGAAUAUAUUUCUUUGAGCUUCUCGCCUGGCACCAAGCACGAAAUAUUCCUCCCUUGCGCUAAAUCAUAUAUUAGAGUUUUGCCAUGGUUGUAGAAAUACAAAAGUAAUUCGAAACUGUUCCCCCUCGGCCCCUUUUUUUCCGCCCCUGCAGAUUCGCUGUACCUCAGGCUCUUAUGGCAACAAAACGAACCUUUUCUGUUGUGUUUUCGGGCAUCAUUCUUC
This is a messenger RNA of Marchantia polymorpha subsp. ruderalis, 3586 nucleotides long. The record is from the annotation of a GenBank genome assembly. NCBI's taxonomy places the organism in Eukaryota, Viridiplantae, Streptophyta, Marchantiopsida, Marchantiales, Marchantiaceae.